Quercus lobata is the source of this 735-nucleotide messenger RNA. RefSeq lists its product as uncharacterized. The transcript has a single exon. NCBI's taxonomy places the organism in Eukaryota, Viridiplantae, Streptophyta, Magnoliopsida, Fagales, Fagaceae. Gene Ontology annotation, molecular function: nucleic acid binding; RNA-DNA hybrid ribonuclease activity. Bases 1 to 735 code for a protein of 244 amino acids. The record is from RefSeq and is a predicted model, not a curated record.
AUGCUUUUGUGGAGAAUUGCUACCAACGUGCUGCCUUCUAAAGAGGUAAUCAGUAGAUUUAAUGAGAAUAUUGAUAGUUGUUGUUCAUUGUGCGGUUUGGCUACUGAGUCUUCCCUUCACCUAUUUACGGUUUGUGCUAUUGCUAAAGCUGUAUGGUUUCAAAGUCAGUGGGGGUUGAGGAUGGAAGAGGUAGGAUUUGAGUCCACUUCGGACUUUAUUGGCUUUCUCAUUUCUCCUCCAUUUGUGGACAAUCUGAAUCCUUGUCAAAGAGAAGAAUUUUUGCUGUUUGGCGCCAUCCUCUGUGAUGUUAUUUGGAAGCUUAGAAAUAGUUCCAUAUUUGAUUCCGUUGUGCCUAACUUGGAGGGAGUUGUGUCAAGGAUUUUUAGCCUUUUUGCUGAGCAUAAAAAUUCAAGAGCAUCCUCUACUAGUCAUCUGGCCUCGGUCUCUCCUCAGGUUUGGUUUCCUCCCUCAAGGCAGGACAUAAAAAUAAAUGUAGACGCAGCAGUGGGUCCUCGCUUUUCUGCCAUCGCUGUAGUUGUGAGAGAUUGGAGAGGGGUGUUGGUGUUUGCUGGCUCUAUGAAAGUGAACACCACCCUCCCUCUUCAAGCUGAAGCAGAAGCGGUUAGAUGGGCAAUCUCUUUAGCUCCUACUUUGGAUGGUGAUUUUGUGCUUGUGGAGUCUGAUUCUCAAGUUGUUGUACAGCUUCUAUCAAAUUUGACACUACCUCCUUCGUAG